Epinephelus fuscoguttatus (brown-marbled grouper) is the source of this 4365-nucleotide messenger RNA. It is a transcript of the gene tpd52, whose product is annotated as tumor protein D52. Gene Ontology annotation, biological process: B cell differentiation. Gene Ontology annotation, cellular component: cytoplasm. The record is from RefSeq and is a predicted model, not a curated record. Lineage: Eukaryota; Metazoa; Chordata; Actinopteri; Perciformes; Serranidae.
GAACUUCUGACCACCUGAACACCAAUACAAAACCUCCUCCCACAUACACGCACACUUGGAUAUUGUGUCCCUCUGUCACACACACACAACAAGAGUCCAGGACGCUGUAAACAAGGAGACACAGAGGCAGCACGCGCCUGGAUCACAUGCAGACAAUCAGCACCCGGCUGCCUUUGCUUAGGUAGUGGUAGUGAGGCGGUGGCCACUCUGACCAGCAAACACACUACACGCUGUAAACAUGGAGCCCCUGGAGGAAUACCACUCUCCGUUUGACUUUGAACAAGGAGUCAAUGCCAGCUACCUCUACCUCUCCCCGGCAUACAACGACACACCGCCCAGCUCACCAGCUGUCAAAACCAGAGGUUCCCAGCAGCUUCCGGACUCAGUCCCAGAGGUGGGAGAAGAUGCAGUAACGUCUGUUGCUCCCUCUCCCCCUCCCCCCGCCAUGACAGAAGAGGAGAGACAGGAGCUACAAGAGGAGUUGGUCAAGGUGGAGGAUGAGAUCCUGACUCUGUCUCAGGUGCUGGCAGCCAAGGAGAAGCAGUUGGCAGACAUCAAGAGGAAGCUGGGCAUCACACCUCUCAAUGAGCUGAAACAGAACAUCACCAAAACCUGGCAGGAUGUCACCACCUCCAACGCCUAUAGGAGGACAUCUGAAACACUGUCUCAGGCGAGUUUGAAGGCCUCGGCAGCCUUCUCUAAUGUGGGCUCAGUCAUCACCCGGAAGUUCGAGGAUGUCAGGAACGCGCCAACUUUCAAGUCAUUUGAGGAGAAAGUGGAGACUUUUAAGACCAAGAUGAGUCCCUCAGCGUCCACCAGUAACCAGGACAGCGGCAGCUCCACCACCGAGUCUUUGCUCAGUCCGCCUGAAGCCUCGCACCCAGGAGACGCCAAUGAACUGAGACCUGCCUGACCACUCCUGACCUCUCCACCCGCCCCUCCUCACUUGACCCUCCAACCCCCGGACCAUCAGUACUCGCCCCCUAAACUCUUGUGUGCCAGUCUCCCUUUAUUGGAAACAAGUGACUUACCACAGCCAUCCUUGUGAUCUAAUUGUCUGGUCUUUUUUGUCUGACACGUGCGUUCACUUGUUAACUGGUGUGGAAACUGAAAGCAUGGGAUGGGUGCAGGCAUGUGGUCUUGUGUCAGUAGUGUAUAUUUGAGUGUUUACCGGCUCGCUGUGGGAGAAAUCCUCCCUGCUGUUUGACUUUCCUUUUCCUCCUGCACUCCUUAUUUAUCCGCCUUUGUCUAACCAGCAAAGCUCAGAUGCCAAACAUGCUCAUAGUUUACUUUUGCUUUAUCAAAUUAACAGUGUCAUAUUUUGUUUGUUUGAGUGUAGAAAAUUGCACAAAUAUAUAGAGAUUACGAACUUAAUCAGAGAAGGAUUUAUACUUAGAAACUUACAUAAUAAUAAUAAUAAUAAUAAUAAUAAUAAUAUUAUAAGCACUUGUUUUUUCUGCCUCCAUUUUGGGGCCAUGCUUGGUUUACAGUGGGUUGCCAUUUUCGGGCCAAUCUAAUUUCCGUUUUCUUCCUUAUUAAUUUUAGGACACCACACAAUCGUAAAGUAGUCUAACACUGUUCAGAAUAUGAAUGUAUGCCUUUUUGUGUCACAUAGGUACGACACUCUGUGUACUUUAACCCACAGUGCUGAGUGGCUGAUAGUGUGUGUCACAACCGCAGCCACCGGCUCCAUCGCUGGUAUUUCAAAAACACAUUUCAGAAUAAAAACCAUCCUUUUUUCCAUUGUUAACAGUCUGUCAGAAAAUGAUCUUCACGCUUGGAUGGUUACAGGAAAACAGCCAAGAUCAGCAGAACAGAGGCAGAGCAAACACACACAGCCAAGCUUUAGCCAUGACCUGAGGUGAGAGUGAAAUAAAUGUGUCUCUUCCAGAGCCAGAGUCAAUAUUUAAACACUUGUCCAUUGUUUCUGUGUGGGAGGUAACACCUAGCCUCCCCCCUUUCUGUGAUACAGAUAAAACUAAGGCAAGAGGCUCCACUGGGUGUUAUUUUGUACACUGAUACAGGAUGAUUGUGCAAAAGAGAAGGCUUAGUAAUUUACCUUUAAUGUACGAGUUUGAAAUCUCGCGAGAGGACAACAGUGGAAAUGUUAGAGUUGGAGAGAGGAGUGGCGGGAAGAGUUUGUUGUGUCGGAGUACAGGAAGUGUAGCUUCGUGUCAUCUAAAAGAUUUUCAGUGUCAUUGCUCAAUAUUUAACUGAUACCUACAACAUGAAAAAGCUGGGAAAAUACUAAAACAAUAGCAAAGAGGCCAGAUCAAACAAAAGGCAGCGAAAACUGUUUUAUUUCUCUGUAAGGAUCCAUAAUGUCAUCUGACACCUAGAAUACCAAUCUGAGCCUGUCAGUGGCAAAAACAAGCACUUUUAGUGGACGCACAUUGAGGGAGCGCUGCAGGGAGUAGGAAUUGAGGAAUGAGUCCUAAAACCAGGAAAUGAGUUAGCAUUUUCUCCCAGUUCCCUUCUCUCAAAGUCGUUGAAGUCAUGCAACUGCAGUGUAGUUUGUUAUAGCCUAACGUUAGCUUAUUACCUAACGGUCAGUUUGUAGGUCGACCACUUUACUCCAGACUGAAAUAUCUGAAAGGGUAUUUUUCAACCUGGACCCUAUUCUCCUGUGUUUUAAGGGAGACAACAGUAUUUGAAAUUGGUCCAUUAUAAAGUGAGAGGGCUGCAGCCACGAAACGAGCUGCUGUGUGACCACUCGAUGCAAAAGCACAACCUCAAUGUAUGUCCACUAAAAGUGCUUGAUGUUGCCACUGACAGGGUCAGAUUGAUAUUAUAAGUGUCUGAUAACAUUAUGGAAAAGACCCUUCAGAAAAAUAAAACAUCUCGCUGAAGGACUUCUGAAAUCUUGCGAGAUUUGACUUGGCAAAGAAAGACAACAGUGGAAACGGUGAGAGUUGGAGAGAGGAGUGCAAGGAAGAGUUUGUUGUGUUGGAGUACAGUAAGCAUAGCUCAGUGUUAUCAAAAGGAUAUCAAAUGUCAUGGCUGAAUAUUAAGCUUGUUGCUACAAUUUGGUCAGUGAGAUUUCAGAGCAAGCAUUUUUAGUUGAUGUGUAAUAAUGGUGCACUGUUACCAUGAAUGGUAACAUCAAAGCCCUCUCACUCAAUCCUGGACCAAUUGUUGUCUCACUUGGACACAUAAACCAAGCUGAAGGAGUUUCUCUUCGACGCUAUUGCAUAGAUUGUCAUAAAAUUUGGCACAAACAUUUGUGUCCCCCUCAGGAUGAAUUGAAAUAAUUUCAUGGACACCCUAACUUUUCAUUCUCGCACCAUCAUCAGGGAUAAGUUUUUCUAAUUGUCUGUUUUAUGACUAAAUACUAAAGCUGAGAACAUUUGUGUUUUGUGCUAAUUAGCAAAUGUUAGCAUAUUAAACACUGAAGUGAGAUGGUGAAUAUGGUAAACAUUUUACCUGCUUACCAUCAGUAUAUUAGUAUUCUCAUUGUAAGGCAGGUUUCAGGCUGAUUUGCCAACAAACUCAGAGCACCAUUCUACUAAAGCAGCAUGGCUGUAGAAGGUCUUGUUACUCCAGAUCUCUAGGAAAUGGCACAAAAUGAUCAAAAGCUGCUUCUUUUAGUAGAGUCUGGGAAAACUGCAAGAUUAUGUGCAGUAUCUCCUGGAAAUGUUAAAUGUAUGAAAAGGGUAAAAUCAGCAUUAUAUCUUCAAGAACAGAACCAUUUUCUUGAGUUUUGUAGAAAGUAUUAAACUACUAGAGGGCUCCUUUCACCAUAGUGGUCUGAUAUACACAGGGCCACUUGACUAUAAUUUGAAGGGCAAGCAGAGCCAAUCUGAACACUGCUGAGGUUUCCUCUGGUACACACAUGAACGACACAAGGAUCUAACACAAAUUUCACACACCCCUUCACACAACACUUGUGCUGUGUUUGGGCACGACCAGCCUGGUACAAGUCUUCCCCUGCUGGUGGACGUGUGGCUAAACACGAAUGUGAAUCAUCUUCCCACUUAAUCAUUAGUGAUGCAAUUUGCCACACAAGCUGUGGAUCAGCGUCCCGGGAGAACAGCACAUACAGGCUGAGGGGGCUUUCUGCUGUUAAGAUCUUGUUUUCACCAACCAUGACACAACUGUGGUCGCUGCUCUGAGCUGACAGAAAUGGAUUUUAAACAGUACAGUUUCUCAUGUCCUCGUGUAACAUCACUUUUCCUGAAGUGACCUGGUUGACUGAGAGCAUUUAUCACAGACAUGAGGAUUUUAUUUGUGUUUAGUCAUACAACACACACACACACACACACACACACACACACACACACACACACACACACACACAGGAUGUGUUUGUUCUUUAAUUGGAACCAUGGAGUGAAGACAUGAUCUAAUUAAAAAAAUACCUCUGAA